This is a messenger RNA of Alternaria rosae, 1293 nucleotides long. RefSeq lists its product as uncharacterized. The record is from RefSeq and is a predicted model, not a curated record. The coding region runs from base 333 to 938 and encodes 201 amino acids. The transcript has 3 exons. Lineage: Eukaryota; Fungi; Ascomycota; Dothideomycetes; Pleosporales; Pleosporaceae.
AUUGGCUUACAAGUUAGACGAUAUCUACAACUGAAUCUAAGUCCAUGGCAGCUGACUGCCACGCCUAGAAGCAGUACUUCCAGGCUAGUCGACUUUCACACUGGCCACUCUACCUAGCUAGAGAUGCAUGGUCACACCAAUACGCUACAACACAUUCGGCUUCAGUAACCGAAUAUCAAGGUCGGCGAGGACAAGGCACUUCGUGGCGAAGAAUGAAGCUCGCAAAUCCUCUGCCUUCGGCUUCCUAGCGAAGUCCACAUGAGGUGAGCAUCCAAUACACGACGGCAGCGCCUUGGAAGAGUAGCCGGUCUCUCGUCAAAAUCAAGAUACCAAUGGCGACCGAUAGCAAUACCAGGCCGUACGAACUAACGGUUCCUUCAGCCGUCGCUACACCAGUCUUUCAGUCCUGCCCACACCCUCAGACCUGCAACUUUCCUAAUCCAGAUCUACACACUCCGAUAUAUGCCAAGGGUACAGCCGCACAUGUAUUGAUCCUCUGCAGCCAGCCACAAAUAUCGAAUAAGCAAUGUCGGAGAUGCCAGGGACUGCAUCAAGUACCAUUUCGUCUACUCCAGUCCAAGCUGACCUCAGUAUCUGAGUAUGUAAGCUAUUCUGCUUUGGGACUGCUACCAACUACCGAUUCAUCCCACUCAGCUCAGACUACAUGUUUGCAGAUACGAAAUGCCAAUACAUCAAGGUGGGCAUCUCACCUGCAUCUCACCUCCCCAUCGCAGCCUAGGUCGUCCUACAACUCCCACCCCACUCAUGCCACGAGUGACAUUCACGCGCGCAUGACUCAUCUUCUACCACCACAUGUCACGUAUCCCACCACGAGGCUGACAAUUAGGUACAUGGUGGCUUGCAGGGCGACAGGAAGUAGUAAGUGCACAUCUCACUUGUCGUUGCCAGAAGCUCCACUAGACACAAUCUCCACUUAACACUUGGGCCAGACUGCCGUCGAACCCACACCACACCGGUGUAGACACUCGUACUAUAGCGUGAAAAUAUGAUUAGUCUCGGGUGACGGCAGCGUAUCUUGUUCGCAGGACUGAACGGGAGGUUUGGGGGCGGAUAUCGUGUGAUUGUGCUUGGCAGUUCUGUGGCAUUGCGUAGACUAGAGGAUAGGUAGCUUGUCGAGCAAUGCUGUCGCAUUGGGUGCGUUGACAUUCGGCGUACAAUAUCACGUGUAACAAUGUCGACGAUGUAACAAAGCCAUUGUGCGAGGUUGCUGCAGCUAGGCAAGAUACGAUACCUUGAUACGGUGUUGUAGGCGGGCGCGGCAUAAGAGCGGCA